ACGUGCGCGCUCGCCGUCCCCCGCCGCGUCCACAUCGGCAGCCGAGCCUCCCUCCUCCCUGUGCAUCACGCGCGCAUCUCUCUCUCUCUCCCUCCCUCCCUCUGGUCGAGCGAGCCAUUUCCAUCUCACCUAUAAAUACGGUCCGGGGAGGCCCAAUGCCAGCACUGCAGAUAGGCUGAGAGAGCUUCUUCAACGACCCCCUCCUCUGUCCUCUCCGGCGUCGACUUUUACAGACAAGGCAGGGAGAGCCGAUCGAGCCAGCUCCGGCGAGGUCGGUCGGUCGAGGACAUCAUCAGGAGAUCGAUCGAUCGAUCGAUGUCGUGCUUGGGCCGCGCGGCGGUGCCGGUGAAGCGUGUGUGGCGCGGCCUCAGCGCGCGCCUCCGCCUCCGGCGAGCCACCGGUCUGGGCCGGCUGCGGAAGGAGGUGCGCACGUGCGAGUACAGCGACGUGCACGUCAUGUGGGAGAUGCUCAGCAGCAGCAGCAGCAGCAGCACGAGGGCUAGAGGAGGAGUCAUGGCCGGGAAGGGCUCGCGGCGGGGCAGGGGCAGGGGCAGGGUGGGGAGGAAGGCCGCCGCCGCCUGGAGCCGCCUGGCCUCCUACUGCUGCGCGCUCUGAUUCUGAUCCGACUCCGAGCAGGGUUGGUUGGAUGCUCUGCUCCUCUCCUCGGAUUCAGACAGAGAUGUCGGUCCUCUGCUUCUUGUGCUGCUGCCUUGUUGAAUCGAGCGAGCAAUCAAUCAACCGCCGCCAUCGGAUGGAGGGAGCCGAAACGAUUUUUUUGGGAACGCGGGGAUUUCGUUUCACAUGAUGAUGAGCUCCUAUUCCUAUGGAUGGAGAGCAGUAGAGUUCAGUCAGAAUUGCGCGUGUGUGUAUCAGUCAUGUCAGAGCUGUACAUACAAACAGGCUGCCGUAAUUUUGCUCCAUGUCUGCUGCUACUAGUGUGCAAAAGACAAUUUUGUCUGUCUCCGCUGAUUUGUCCCAAUUUUGGCUGUAUGUUUCCAUGUGUUGUUACGAACAAGUUAUUAAAGACAGGGUUCCAUGAUGAAAGAUG
Molecule: messenger RNA, 1048 nt
Organism: Panicum virgatum (switchgrass)
Lineage: Eukaryota; Viridiplantae; Streptophyta; Magnoliopsida; Poales; Poaceae
Exons: 2
Coding region: 316-615 (99 amino acids)
Source: RefSeq, a predicted model, not a curated record